Messenger RNA from Heterostelium album PN500, 573 nucleotides. RefSeq lists its product as uncharacterized. NCBI's taxonomy places the organism in Eukaryota, Evosea, Eumycetozoa, Acytosteliales, Acytosteliaceae. The record is from RefSeq and is a predicted model, not a curated record. Bases 1 to 573 code for a protein of 190 amino acids. The transcript is spliced from 3 exons.
AUGUCAGAUUCAUAUAAACCAUUCGCAAAUAACUUCCAAUCAACAGGUACUGUUAAGAGUACCAAUGUUGAGAACAACACUGCUGUACAACAACAACAACAACCAUCGAGUUCACUCCCAAAGAGAGAAGAUGAGAAUGUUAUGACACCAAUCGUUAGAUCAUUACUUGGCUUCGUUCAAACCACUAAAGAUACAAUCCCUGAAUUAAACAAUGCGAUCGAUAAUGGAUUCAAAUCAGCUGCUAAAGGUUUCGUAAAUACCGUCGAUGUAGUAGCAAUUAGAGAUAACUACAGAAAAGCUGUCGAUCUCGUCGAUAGAUCACCACCUCUUCUCAUCGUUGCAUCUGCAACUUUAUUACCAAUCAUUUUAUUCAAGAAAGUUCCAUCUGUUAAGGAUCCAGCUUUAGCUGCACUUGGUUUCGGUGCAUCAAUGUACUACUGUUACCCAGAGUUGGUAUCAAAGGGAAGCAAAAAGGUUCUCGAAUUUUACAAGACACAAACCAAUCAAUUAAACAACAACAGCAAUGCUACAGCACCAGUUGUUGUUUCUCAACCACCAAAAGAUAAACAAUAA